GCCACAUUCUGCUGCUCCGGGCUUAGAAAUAAGAUACUACCCUUGCGACUGCUCUUGGUCAGGCCAAGGUGUAACAAUUCUCACUGUGCAGAGGUGAGUAACCCCCCCCCCCCGACUCCACACGCUUUGUGGUUUGUGUGUGCAGGAGGAUCUAUGUAACUCUUGAGAGCUGAGCGUGUGUAUUUCAGGACAGCAAGUUUCUCGGAGUGAGUGACAGCAGCAACAGGACAAGGGGAGGUGGCAGAGCAAACUACAAAUCAGAUGCAAACUGAUUCUCUGUCUCCGUCUCCUAACACUGUGUCGCCAGUGCCUUUAAAUAACCCCACAAGUGCCCCAAGAUUUGGAACAGUCAUUCCUAAUCGCAUCUUUGUUGGAGGAAUCGAUUUUAAGACUAAUGAGAAUGACCUAAGGAAGUUUUUUUCCCAGUAUGGCUGCGUCAAAGAAGUAAAAAUAGUAAAUGACAGAGCUGGAGUAUCAAAGGGGUAUGGUUUCAUCACAUUUGAAACUCAAGAAGACGCUCAGAAAAUACUACAAGAGGCUGAAAAACUAAAUUAUAAGGAUAAGAAACUGAAUAUUGGUCCAGCAAUAAGAAAACAACAAGUAGGGAUUCCUCGAUCCAGUAUAAUGCCAGCAGCUGGAACAAUGUACUUGACUACUUCAACUGGAUAUCCAUACACAUAUCAUAAUGGUGUAGCUUAUUUUCAUACUCCCGAAGUUGCUUCUGUUCCACAGCCAUGGCCUUCACGUUCUAUUUCCAGUUCUCCUGUGAUGGUAGCUCAGCCUGUUUAUCAACAACCUACAUAUCAUUAUCAGGCUCCUGCACAGUGUCUUCCAGGACAAUGGCAGUGGAGUAUUCCACAGUCUCCUGCCUCUCCCACCUCAUUCUUUUAUCUACAUCCUUCUGAAAUUACUUACCAGCCCCUGGAGAUUGCACAGGAUGGUGGAUGUGUCGCUCCUCCUCUUUCCCUAAUGGAAGCUGCAGUUCCAGAGCCAUAUUCUGAUCAUGGAGUUCAAGCAUAUCACCAAGUUUAUGCUCAAAGUGCCAUAGCCAUGUCAGCCCCUGUGAUGCAGCCUGAGUCUGUUAAAGAAGGCAGGAUACAUUCUGUAAGAAGAAAUUUUUCUCAUCCUUCUUCUAUGAGUUUAAAGCCACGUUAUGCACGAAGUCCUCACUUUCAUCCUAGAAAAGAUUACAGAUCAGAUGACACCGUGCUCACUACUCCUUCCUCUACAGACACUGUUAAAUAGCACCAUAGUUAUACUUAAUAGCUAACAUGAAGGUGUGUAAUUUUGUAGCUCCUAAUGUUUAUUGAAUACUGCUAAGUCAAAAUGUCCUUGCGUUUUGUAAGGUAUUUAAAGAUCUUGCACUUGUAAACAUAAAUCGUUUACUCUUAGUAAACAUAAAUUGCAGGAUAAAAUCAUGGUUACCUUUAUCAAUUGGUAUUCUUAUAUGGUGACAGACUGGUAAUUGAGAAAUAUGCAGGCUAUACAUGUGCUGUUUAUUAUGCCAUUUAAAACUAGCAUAUUUGUUUUGCAAACCAAACUUAAAAUUCAUUUUCAUCUGAUAGGUUACAAGAAUGACUAAGUACAAUAUUAAAAAACAUUUUUGCUUGAUGGAAAACGCAUGCUAUGUUGGAAUCCAAAUAUUUCAUUUAACAUUUAUAUUUAAGCAUAUUUUUUGUUUUUUAAAAAAU
Messenger RNA from Zootoca vivipara (common lizard), 1691 nucleotides. Lineage: Eukaryota; Metazoa; Chordata; Lepidosauria; Squamata; Lacertidae. The record is from RefSeq and is a predicted model, not a curated record.